Molecule: messenger RNA, 2014 nt
Organism: Papaver somniferum (opium poppy)
Lineage: Eukaryota; Viridiplantae; Streptophyta; Magnoliopsida; Ranunculales; Papaveraceae
Product: protein DETOXIFICATION 21-like
Exons: 8
Coding region: 247-1728 (493 amino acids)
Biological process (GO): xenobiotic detoxification by transmembrane export across the plasma membrane
Cellular component (GO): membrane
Molecular function (GO): antiporter activity; xenobiotic transmembrane transporter activity
Source: RefSeq, a predicted model, not a curated record
CUAGUCAUAAUAAUGCAAGCGACUACUUCUUCUCUGCAGAGCAGUCAUUUAUUUCCAUAACCAUUGAUAUACAUAGUAUAUACUUAGUAUACUCAUUCAUUGUUCACCAAACCUUAUCUCUUCUUCUUCCUCCUAUCUUCUGCUACUUCUCACGGGUUCUGCAACUUUUUCUUCUCAUGAUUUAAUUAAUAUAUGCUUCUUGUUCUAUAUUAUUCAGGCAAUUUUUUUUUGUUCGGGUAAUUCAUCAUGGAGGAGAACAACAACAUCAACAAGAAGCUUUUGAGUAAUGGAGAUACUGAAAUACAAAAGGAGGAUGAGAAUUUGAGAACCAAGGUAGUUGUGGAGUCGAAGAAGUUAUGGGUUGUCGCCGGACCAGCCAUUUUCACGAGGUUUUCGACAUUUGGGAUAUCGAUCAUCACCCAGAUUUUUAUAGGACACAUGGGUGCUGUUGAACUUGCAGCUUAUUCUCUCGUUUUCACUGUUCUCUUAAGAUUCGCUAAUGGCAUCCUGUUGGGAAUGGCAAGUGCAUUAGAAACUCUAUGUGGGCAAGCAUAUGGAGCGAAGCAAUACAACAUGCUAGGAAUAUAUCUUCAAAGAUCUUGGAUCGUUUUGUUCAUUACUGCACUUUUUCUUCUUCCCGUCUUCCUCCUCACUGCACCUAUACUUAAGCUUCUAGGACAAGAAGAAGAAAUCGCUGACGUAGCCGGUUUCAUCUCAAUGUGGACAAUUCCUGUUAUCUUCUCGUUCAUAUUUUCCUUCACUUGUCAAAUGUAUCUCUCUGCUCAAAGUAAGAACAUCAUCAUCGCUUACGUGGCUGCUGCUGCGAUUGUUGUCCAUAUCGCUCUCUCAUGGCUCUUAUGUAUUACGUACGAUAUGGGUAUUAGUGGUGCAUUGAUAUCCACCGUUAUCGCAUAUUGGAUCCCAAAUGUGGGACAGAUUUUGUUUAUUACAUGUGGUGGGUGUCCUGAUACAUGGAGUGGCUUCUCGAUGCUUGCUUUUCAAGAUCUUUGGCCAGUUAUAAAGCUGUCUCUGUCAUCUGGUGCCAUGCUUUGUUUGGAACUGUGGUACAACUCUGUAUUGGUUCUCUUAACUGGAAACAUGAUAAAUGCUAAAGUUGCCAUUGAUGCUCUUGCAAUCUGCCUAAACAUUAACGGGUGGGAGAUGAUGAUAUCUCUUGGUUUCUUGGCAGCAGCAAGUGUGAGGGUGUCCAAUGAACUCGGUGGAGGGAGCUCGAAAGGAGCCAAAUUUGCAAUAAUGGUGUCCACACUUACAUCACUGACAAUUGGGGUUGUGCUGUUUGUGUUUUUCCUGUUUUACAGAGGACAAUUGGCGUACAUAUUUACGACGGAUGAAGCAGUAGCAGCAGCAGUUGAUAAGCUAUCACCGCUUCUUGCUAUCUCUAUACUUCUUAACAGUGUUCAACCUGUCCUCUCAGGGGUUGCUGUUGGUGCUGGAUGGCAAAGUAUCGUAGCUUAUGUGAACUUAGCCUGCUAUUACUUGGUCGGAAUUCCACUUGGAAUGGUCCUCGGUUACCUUAUCAAUUUCCAAGUUACAGGGAUUUGGAUGGGAAUGUUAGUUGGAACAGCAGUUCAAACAGUUGUACUUGUUAUUAUUACCUGGAGAACGGACUGGGAUAAUCAGGUUGUUGUGGCUAGAAAUCGUGUGAGGAAAUGGUCUACACCUGCAAUAGGAGAAAGAUCUCAAACAAAAGGUGCACCGCGUGUUUAGAAUUACAUCUAAUGACGGAAUGCAAGAUUUUGCAGCGGUUGACUGCUCUGAGGAUUUUAUCCUCGGUUUUGAGUCGUUAAUGUUAGGAUGUAAUCAAAACAUCAAAUCUAAUCAAUUCGUCAUUCGUUGUAUUUUGAGUUCGAAUAGUUUAACCUGACAAAUCUAUCCAAUUGUGGAAUAUUAGUUUUGAUACCAUUUUCGCACCCAUGUACAAAAUCAAUCCAACUGUUUGUACAUUAUUGCAUAUUUGGAGUUUGAAUGCCAAAACGGUGCUCCCAUUUAUUAA